CAAUUACUGUUGCAUUAUAGAGUUGCUUUUGAAAAUUGCACUCAAUUUGUUUGCAUGCAAACCAGCGAUGGCUAAAGACAUGCGAUAUAAUAACUAUAAUAUUAUUGAUUACAAUGCGGACAAAUGGUCUCUGGAUUGGACACAAUUCCCGGGUUUGGCGUACAUUCCCGGUGUAACCGAAUGGGAAGACUAUAUGUUUCGUACUCUAAACGCCGAUUCUCUACACGAAUUCAUGCAAAAGAAAUGGUAUUAUUCGGUGUAUAUAUCGAUCGCAUAUAUCAUUUUAAUACCAAUAAUAAAACAAUGGAUGAAAAGUCGCGGAAAGCCAUACAAUUUGCGGACAUUAUUGACGUUUUGGAACUCAUUUUUGGCCAUAUUUUCCAUUAUAGGAGUCAUAAGAUGUUUACCAGAAUUCAUACACAUAUUACGUACGAAAGGGUUUGAGGCGUCCUAUUGUCAGUCGGAUUACUAUAAAGAUAGUCGUCUCAACUGGUGGUACAUCCUAUUUGUAUGGAGCAAAGUGGUCGAACUGGUGGACACCUUGUUCAUUUUGCUCCGGGGUGGCAAACUGCUCACCCUGCAUUGGGUACACCACUGUCUAACGUUGAUCUAUUCGUGGUACGUGUUCGGUGACGUACCCGCCACAGCCCGUUGG
Molecule: messenger RNA, 655 nt
Organism: Medioppia subpectinata
Lineage: Eukaryota; Metazoa; Arthropoda; Arachnida; Sarcoptiformes; Oppiidae
Source: the annotation of a GenBank genome assembly